This is a messenger RNA of Oncorhynchus masou masou (cherry salmon), 5556 nucleotides long. RefSeq lists its product as uncharacterized. The transcript has 2 exons. Gene Ontology annotation, cellular component: nucleus. Gene Ontology annotation, molecular function: DNA-binding transcription factor activity, RNA polymerase II-specific; DNA binding. Gene Ontology annotation, biological process: regulation of transcription by RNA polymerase II. Bases 31 to 3477 code for a protein of 1148 amino acids. NCBI's taxonomy places the organism in Eukaryota, Metazoa, Chordata, Actinopteri, Salmoniformes, Salmonidae. The record is from RefSeq and is a predicted model, not a curated record.
GACACCCUACAGCUCACAGUGGAUGCCCCAAUGGUCUCUGAAGAGCUCACCAAGGACACAAGUGGUGCCACACGGAACAAUGGGGACACGCCACAGCUCCAUGAGAACACACCGGUCACUGAGGACACCCCAAGAGUCCCUGAAAAGACGUCACAGGAACCCAAAGACACCUCAAAGGUCAGCGGAGAUACCCCGAUAGUCUCUGAGGACACCCUUAAAGUACAUGUGGAUACUCAAAAGGUCCCAGAGGACACCCCACAGAACACACAAGUCAAUGAAGACACCUCAAUGGUUACUGAAGACACCCCACAGGACACACAGUACAAUUCACUGUUUAACCCGAAAGUCACUGAAAGUCACACUCCAAAGGUCACCCCAAGAGUCCCUGAAGACACGUCACAGGACUCCGAAGACGCCUCAAAAGUCAGUGAAAACUCUCCACAGAAAACACAGGACACCCCAAAAUUCACAAAGGACACCCCAACUGUCUCUGGGGAUAUCGGACAAACUCCUGGAGAUGGCACCCCACAGGAAAAUGAGAACAGCCCACUGGCAUAUCGCUGUAGUCUCUGCAACAAGGUUUUCAAAGGCAAACGUGUUAUAGCCCACGCCAUGUACCACUUCCGCAGGGACCAAUGUAUGUUCUGUAGGAUGCUGUUCAAAAACGACCUGCUCGCUAUGAUGCAUCUGUCCCAACACAUCGACAAGUUGAAAAAAGGAAACCUACCGCCUGAUAUUGAGGAGGUCCGUGAGAACUGUGAAGCUGGGAUGUCAGACACGCCUGGACGCUCAACGCAGAGGGGGAUACGGGGACGCAAGAGGAUCCCUGUAAACUCCACGGAGUCAACACCUCCGGAUUACAGGAAGCUACGGUCGACCAAUAGGAUCUCCUCUAUAAACUCCUCGGAGUCAACUCCACCGGAUCGCAGGAAGCUACGGUCUAACCCUAAGCUACUGUCGACCAAUAGGCUCUCAACUGACUCUCAACCUUCACCAGAUACUAAACUCGCAACAGAAGAGUCUGAAGGCAAGCAGUCGACACAGAGGGUCAAUGGACAGAGGGGCAGAAGACGAGUUAAGGUUGAAGGAACUGAGGGUGAUGGUGAUACUCAGGCAGAGGAACAAGAAAAGAUCAGUCGGAGGCAAGAGGAGGAGCACUCGGCUCUGGAACAGAGGGAGGAACCCGUGGAGAUCGCUACUUCUCUGGCGAAGACAUCACCAGGUGAACAAGGGGGAAGCUGCUCCUCUCUUCUGACAAAGUUUUUGGAAGAAGAGGAGAGAACCUGUUCCUCGGCAAAGACCAUGGAGGACAACGCAGAAUCUCCGGCUGUAUCGUUAACACAGGACAGGCUUUCAGUUUCACCUCUAGACACCUCAGUUCAGGGUAAGGAGACUCCCGGCAGCUGCCCUGUGGAGGGAUGCACAGAGAUAUUCAGUGGAAAGCGGCGUUCUCUCCUCGGACAUAUUCUGGACGAUCACCGCGGCGACGCCAAACCCUUGGAAACGACGUUCCGUCACGGGAAGGGCAAAUGCAAUAUUUGUAAGAAACCUGUUUUAACUUUGCAGCAUUACCAGCACCACAUUUUAUGGCACAAAGGAAUUCCCAGGCAUCCCUGUCUACAUGAUGGAUGUAAAGCCCGGUUCAGUGCAGCGACAGAAAUGAGGAACCAUGCGAAGACCCAUCAGCCGCUCCUGGCAGUGUGCUGCUUCCCAGGCUGUCGGGAGCGCUUGGCUUGUCUUCCGGAGCUGAACCGCCACGAACAAGAACACUACCGUCUUCCAAAGGAAGGGAAGGAUGAAUCGGUUUCUUCCACCCUUGUCACCAAUACCACCUCUGUUAACGCGAUUAGACCGUGUAAGACGGGGAGGAAUAAGCUACAUAAGAUGCAGGGUGUUAAGAGACGAUGGCCUCUUAGAGAAAAGGAGGGAUCGGCAACUGACCUCACUACUACUGUAAAGGUAACCAGGAAGUAUGACUUGACCAAGACGUUAAAGAAGACGCGGCAUGUUCAUGGAGACCAGGAUCCUCGUACUACUGACCCCUCCACCGUCUCUGUAAAGGUAACAAAUACGGUGAGGAAAUUGCAGGUUAAGAGGAAACCGUGUGUUGGUAAGAAAAUGGACGCCCCCGUCAGCACAUCCAAUGAAAAAGCUGAGCAGGCGAGCAAGAAGUUAAAGAUGAUUCAUAAGGUAAAGAAAGCGUGGGCUGUAAAGAGACAGAACGUUAGCAAAGACAAUUAUACCCCAACUGGUCCAACCACCUCCACCACGAUUACCGCCACUGAAAAAGUUACCAAAAAGCUAAAAAUCAUAAACAAGUUGAAGAAAAUGCGAGUUAUUAAGAAACCGAACGUUAGCAAAGAAAAGGAUCCAGCCACCGACACAAAAGUGACAGAAAAGGUAAAGAAACCGAGUGUUGGAAAAGACCCCAGGAAGAUGUCAAGCGUCAGCACAGACGAGGACACCCAACCUGUUCCUCCCACCGUCACUCCGAAAGUCGCCGAGAAGUUACCCGUGGUGACCGAGAAGUUAAAGAAAACACGAGUUCUAAAGAAACAAAGAGUUAGCAAAGAACCCAAGAGGCCUGUUAGCAAAGAACCCAAGAGGCCUGUUAGCAAAGAACCCAGGAAGACCUCCAAAAAGCCUGUGAAGUCAAAGACCUCUGGUCCAGAGAAACAUGUUAAUGACGUCACAGAAGUGGUAGGAAGGAAAUCAAAGGAAGAAGAUGAUCAACCAUUGGUGGAAACACCGGACUCAACAGCUCGCAGUGUCUGUGACCGGAAGAUGGUUAACGGACACUUAAAGGACCUCGCUGAAGAAUCGCCAAAACACCAGAAAAGUCUCACAACAAGUACACUUUCCAAAUCCAAGAAAUGUGACCCACGAAACCAUAAACCUGCUACUCCCAAACCCCCUACAAAUACUCCCAAAGCCCCUACAAAUACUCCCAAAGCCCCUACAAAUACUCCCAGACCCCCUACAAAUACUCCCAGACCCCCUACAAAUACUCCCAAAGCCCCUACAAAUACUCCCAGACCCCCUACAAAUACUCCCAGACCCCCUACAAAUACUCCCAAAGCCCCUACAAAUACUCCCAGACCCCCUACAAAUACUCCCAGACCCCCUACAAAUACUCCCAAAGCCCCUAUCAAGGAGGAAGCGAAAAACUCACCUUUCUUUGGGAAGAUUAACAACAGGCCAUACAUCCGGCCUCCACCCACGGCCUACCUAGACGAGCGGUACACCACCAUGCCAAAACGCAGGAAAGAGAUGUCCUGGACCCCUCGCUUCUCUCCGAUGCGCCCGGACCACGUGGCGGAGGCGUCGGGGACCACGGCGACACCGUCCGUCCACAGGCAGCGCUGUGCCAAGUGUUUCUUGUCCUUCGACGGCGGAGAAGAGUUGCAGACGCACGUCUCGCUGAAGAAGUGCGCAAAACUUUUCGGCUUCGACUCAGAUGAGGACAGUAGCUCGUGAAAGCUGAUAGACAAGAGGACAUGUUUGGAUGUGCUGCUAGGGAGGGGGGGGGGGUGUGGGGGCUGUUGAACCCCCUCCAAAACCUGCGAGGAGUGUUGAACCCCUCUCGACCCUGCUACCUUACUGAGGGACGACCAGGGUUUACAGGACUCUGACAUGACUUGCUGGCUCGUCUGGGACAGCCAUGCCAGGCCUCCCCUUGUGACUGAGGCUGGCAAUCUGAGGCGGCUCCAACAGGAGACGCCUCUCAACCCUGCUAACCUUUUAUUGAAGAGGAUUCAUCGUGUUAACGCUUUUACAUGACUUGCUGACGAGCCUGGGAUGUGACUGAAGUUGGCCGGUUGGCUACAGCAGAAGACGGAGAACAGUAAAAGGUUGUGACCAUUCCUCCAUGGUCAUAGGAGUGACCUACGACCUUUGAACCCUGACCUCAAAUCCAAAGUUCAAGGGGGUCUUUUGGGCUGACCGAUUUUCGAUUUGUCGACCAGGAAGCGUCUCUAAACUAAAGCCUGAAGGACUUAUGAGGCGGACACUAUGAGACCUGGCCGGCUAGUUAAUAUAUUCUUUGUUUUUUUAAUUUGUUUUCGACCGAAUUGACUUUGGACUGAAGAAGUGCCUGGAACCAACCUGCUACUUCCUGCUUCUCUUCUAUUGGUCAAUGGUCCAGGGGUUUCCUCCCAAUUUUGGCAUCUUAUUCCCUCUAUAGUUGCACUACCCUAUGUGAGCCCUGGUCAAAAGCAGUGUACUAUUAAAAGGGAAUAAUUUGGGCCACGGAGACUUAUUGCCGGGGUCAAGGAAUGACUCUUGAAGAUGUGAGAACUGAUGUUAUGCAGGGAUGUUAACUAUACAAAAUGUUCAAAUAUUUAACACACACUAAAAAAAUAUUUUAUUUUAUUAAAUUGCUCAUCUUUUUUGCUAUUGCACUUGUCACUUAAACCCCAAACCCCCCUAGUGAGUUUAACAGUCAAACUGCCAAGGGGAACGAGACUCCAAAACCUCUUCUAUGGAUUAUGUGUCUACGGCCCACAAUGCAACAACGUGUAUAUUUAGAUAUCGUGUUGUUAGGCAACUGGUAACUGUCCAAAUAAAGGAAACCCUUGAGUAAAUGAGGGGAUACAGAAGUUUGUAUAUGUGUGGGGUGCCAUUUACCUGUCAUGGUCCAGGUCCACUUGUAGAAUCUAUGUCAAGGUGCAUUGAAGCUGUUCUGGCAGCUCGUGGUGACACGACACCUAUUUAAGACAUUUAUGUAGGUGUUUCCUUUAUUUUGGCAAUUACAUGCAUUUGAUAUUUUAACCAGUUAUGAUUUUUUUUUUUUUUUUUUUUUUUACUAUUGAUCCUCUGACUAAAUUCUGUUCAUUGAGAGCAUGCUCCUGUGAUUGGAUAUAUUUUUUUUAUAACUUUUAUAAUUCUUUUGCUUCUUGGGGCCCCAGCCCCUGACUCACACUAAUUGACCCAUCACGUUUAUUUAUUAUGCAGUUUAUUUUAUCAAAUCAGUUACCCAAUCAAGGCAGGGCCCCGCCCAGUUACCCACGUGAAUGCCCCUGCCUCCUCUCCCCUGUCUGAUAAUUAGCGGAGCGGCAGCAGGCUGUCUAAAACUCAUUGACAGCGGGCUCCUGAAUCCUCCUGUGAUUGGCGGUUGCAGUAAAUAAAUAAAAAUAUCUUUAUCUAAUAUAUACUGUAUAUAGGUGUCUUGCCCCCCCCCACCCCACAGGCCUGCGCCCAGGGGCUUCAGCCCCGGUAAGCCCCUGCAUUAAUCCGGCCCUGUAUGUAGGGAACAGGUUGCCAUUUGAGACAAUUGUGUCUGCAAUGUGCAAAGUGUCUUUCAUUUCCAUAUUACCGCUUAAGUUUACUAUAAUACAAACAACGACCUGUUUGAACAUAUUAGCCAUCAGGACGAAACAACAACAACCCGUUUGAACAUAUUAGCCAUCAGGACUAAACAACAACAACCCGUUUGAACAUAUUAGCCAUCAGGACUAAACAACAACAACCCAUUUGAACAUAUUAGCCAUCAGGACUAAACAACAACAACAACCCGUUUGAACAUAUUAGCCAUCAGGACUAAACAACAACAACAAC